AUGCACGAUAGCAACCCAAAUAAACUGAACUGCACUCCAACAAAACCACCCACACCAAGACACCAGAAGGAAGAAAAAGACACCAUAAAACCGACAAGCACACCCACACCCGCGUCGACCCCGUCCGGAGACGUCCCGCCACCAGGCGAUGCCCCUCCGGCGGCUGUUGACGUCGGGUACCUGGGUAUCCCCCAGGCAAGUGUAACAAACAAUUACAAUAUACCAACAAAAAGCUCCCCACAUUUUUGUCUACCCCUGUCAUUACCAACUAGCACAUCAUCGACCAGCCAGACGACGACCGACCAUGUGGCCCUCUACUGUCCCCCAACGGCCGUUGAGGGAACAAGCAGAAGAACCGUUAGCCACGAUAAAAUAACACCACCAAAAACAAUCAUUCCACUCGGGAGUAACCAGCAACCAUCACACACAAGACAUUCAAGGGAAAUCUCCGGCGUUCCGGACUCUCUCAGCGCCCCCGCGUGGCGGGGGGCCGAGGGAAAGACACCCGACUGCUUACUACCACACCUCCUAACCAAACCCUACGAAAACCAGACAUCCAAAGCACCCACCGACAGCCACCGCGAACCCAGCCCGAUACCUGGCUGCUCAUGGUACAAACCUUACAUCAGCAACAUACAGAACGACGAGCAAACAAACUAUGCACUCAACCACAUCACUGACCAGCCAAAUCGGAACACCCGCGAACCAGCCACGGACUACAAAUCGGUAGAAGAAACAUCGAACGGAUCCAGAAAGCGCAACGAAAGGAGAAACCCGAACCUACCUCGGAACCAUACCAAGCCAUACAUCAACACCAACAAAGGAAAAAACUCCCCUUCCAGCUCAAACUCCGACCGAUCAACCUCAUCACACACGCAAAAACACUGUACUCUGGCCGUGCAAUGGAACAUCAAUGGCCUAAGGCCAAAUCUAGGCGACUUACAGAUGAUGACAUCACGCAUCGACCCCCUAUACCUUGCCAUUCAAGAAACCCACCUAAGAGACACCGACCCAUCUCCAUGGUUGAGCAACCGAUACCUAUGGGACCUCAAGAGUGGAGCAAACAUUUAUCAGACCAUCGGGCUUGGCAUCCGGACCGACCUCCCCUCCGACCCGGUCACUCUAGAUACCGACUUGAUAGCAUUAGCUCGGCGCGUUUCAUACCCUACCCCAUGCACCAUCGUAUCGAUCUACAUCCCUAAGGAGGUUAAAGAUAUGAAAGACAAACUAAAAAAACUCAUCAACCAACUACCAAGCCCGUUCUUAAUAAUGGGUGACUUUAACGCCCACAACACGUUUUGGGGAUCAAAACAGAGCUGCCAUCGUGGUAAAUGCAUCCUAGAAGCUGCCGAAGAGACCGAUUCAAUUAUCCUGAAUGACGGAAACACCACUUUCCUACGCGGACGCGCUUCCUCCGCAAUAGACAUCACCAUAUGCUCAAACUCACUCGCGACUGCGUGCGGCUGGUCGGUCGCGCACGACAAGGGAAACAGUGAUCACUUCCCAAUCGAGAUAACUUACAGUUGCACACCCCCAUCCACCUCACGACCCAAACGAUGGCUCUAUGACCAGGCCGAUUGGGCUUCCUACGAAGACAACGUUUCAGAUAUGCUGGAUCGCGACCGUCAAUACUCACCUGAGCAACUCUCCGAAAUCAUAGUCCGUGCGGCUGAAAGCAGCAUACCUAAAACUAGUGGAACUCCGCCGCACCGUGCCGUCCACUGGUGGAAUCCAGACGUGGAAAAAGUGCUAAAAGAAAGACGCAAAGCCCUCCGAACACUAAAAAGAACUGCCCCAAUCAACCCUCACUGGGAGGAAAGAUCCGCAGAAUACAAAAAGCUCCGGAACCAAGCAAGGAAAGCUGUAGCAACCGCAAAAUCUGACAGCUGGAACGAAUUUUUGAACGGGAUUAGUCCAGACACAUCGACAUCAGAAAUGUGGCGAAGAGUAAACGCACUGAGCGGUAAAAGGAGACAAAACGGUUUCUCCCUCAUGGCAAACGGGAAUUUAAUCGUUAAUCCAAUAGACAUAGCCAACGAGAUCGGCAAAUACUUCGAAAGCCUCUCGUCUAACGAAUCCCUUCCUAGCACUUUCAUGAAGCAAAAAAUAGAAUCUGAAAUCACCCCCACCUCAUUCGUACCAAACUCGAGACAAGCAUACAAUCAACCCUUCUCGGCUACCGAACUAGCAGCCGCACUAGGAGCGGUACGCAGUAAAUCAGCAGGCAUCGAUGACGUCAGCUACCCUUUACUCAAACAUAUGCCCCCAGUAGGAAAACGAGCACUAUUAGAUGCCUUCAAUCGAAUCUGGGAAGGCUCUCCCAUACCGGAUGCUUGGAAAAUCGCGGUAGUAAUCCCCAUCCCCAAAAGAUGCCAAGGAGUCAGAUCUCCAAGUGACUUUCGUCCAAUCAGCCUCUUACCUUGUUCCGCAAAAAUCAUGGAAAGACUCGUCAACCGCCGUCUGACUACCCUCCUUGAAAAACGUAACUUAUUGGACCGCCGACAAUUCGCAUUCCGGAAGGGACUAGGUACCAACAUCUACAUGGGAUGCCUGGGUAACUGCAUCAACAAAGCACUAGCUGACGGCUCGCACAUAGACAUCGCAAUUUUAGAUAUUGCCAAGGCCUACAAUACUGUUUGGCGCGAAGGUGUCCUACGACAAUUGCAUCAGUGGGGAAUCCGUGGGAAUCACGGUCUCUUCCUCAAACAGUAUCUUAACAAGCGAAACUUCAAAGUCAGGAUUGGCGGGCACCUGUCCAGCCAAUUUAAUGAGGUCAACGGCGUACCGCAAGGCUCUGUACUGGCAGUCACGCUGUUCCUCAUCAGCAUGAACUCCAUGUUCGCGACCCUACCCAAAGGCAUACACAUAUUCGUCUACGCAGACGACAUCCUACUAGUGUCUAUCGGAAAAACAAUUGCUCGCACAAGGAUAAAACUACAGUCAGCAGUCAACGCCGUAGGCAAAUGGGCCUGCUCGGUAGGAUUCAACAUCUCCGCACCAAAGUGUGUAUAUACACAUUGCUGCGCAUCACAGCACCGAGCUACGGAUAGACCGAUAAAACAUAACGGAGCAAACAUCCCUUUUAAAAAACAACCAAUCAUACUAGGGGUAACGAUCGACCGGAAGCUAACCUUCAAGCCUCACUUUCAGAAGGUAAAAAAGGACUGCGAAAGCAGGAAAAGGCUGAUGCGCACUAUCACCUCACGUCACAAAAAAUGCAACAGACAGACCGCUCUACGCAUCUGUCAGGCCAUCAUACAAAGUCGGGUGUUCUACGGCAUUGAACUAACCAGCAGCAACUGGAUCGAAUUAGUAAGCACACUAUCCCCACUGUUCCAUGGAGCGAUUCGAAUCGCUUCAAACUUACUCCCCAGUUCGCCCGCAGAAGCCACAUGUAUCGAAGCCGGCACCCUGCCCUUCCAAUGGACCACAGCAGUAGCCAUCGUUAGGCGAGCCCUAGGCUUCCUAGAAAAGACGUCAGGAAACGACUGCGUACUCCUACAAACGGCCAAGACCGUAUACGAGAAUUUCGCAGGAACCCGCCUUCCGAAACUAGCACGACUACUCAGAGUGACUGACCGUCCGUGGUUCGAACGCGGCCCAAAUCUGGACAUUAGUCUCUCCCACCUAAUCAAAGUUGGAGAUCCCCCAAGCACUAACUUAGAACGAUACAACCGACUAGUCAAUCGCAGGUAUACCAACCACACCCGACUAUACACAGACGGGUCUAAACUGGAUGAUAGCGUUGGAAUCGGAGUCAGUGGUACCGAACCAGGUCUCGCACUCCGCCUCCCCCCAUCAUGCUCUAUUUUUUCGGCGGAGGCUGAGGCAAUCGUUAUCGCCACUUUAAAAAAACCAGAAAACAUACCCACCGUCAUUUUCUCGGACUCUCUAUCCGUAAUCUCAGCUCUACAAUCCGGAGAAUCACGGCAUCCCUACGUACAGCAAAUCGAACAAAACUGCGAUCCACUCACAACACUAUGCUGGGUACCCGGCCAUUGCGGCAUACGCGGCAAUGAAGAUGCAGACCGUCUAGCCGCCUUGGGCCGACGAUCGCGAACCUUCCACACCAAAAAAGUACCGGCAUCCGAUAUCGCUAACUAUUUCGAAAGAAUAGCCACCGACCACUUCAUAGCGCACUGGCGUAAUCAACCUGGCCACACCCAGAAAAUUAAGGGUUCACCUGACCGAUGGGUCGAUCGCAACAACAGAAUCGAACAAAAAAUACUAUCACGCCUACGAGUGGGACACACCAGAACGACACACGCCCAUACCAUUUCCAAAGUCAGCCCCACCAUCUGCGGAACCUGCAACACCAGAUUAACAGUAGAACAUAUCCUAGUGAACUGCAGAGGAACAGACACUACUCUCCUUCCUCAAGGAAGCCAACCUCCUCGAGUCCAUAUAACACAACAACUUCAUCUUCAACAACAUCCUGGCCCUCUGCCACAUCCAGAACGGAUGAUGGAGAGGAUUCAGGUGGCCACACCACCUGACACCAAGCAAACAAGCCUACCGACAACCGUACGCGAACGAAUACCACCACCACCAUCCAUCGCGGGCCCUCCGCCACACCCGCAAGGGCUCGUGGGGAGGACUUCCGCGGCCCCAGCAGAACUAGGACCAACCAGCACUAGACCAGUCGGCGAAUGA
Messenger RNA from Malaya genurostris, 4653 nucleotides. RefSeq lists its product as uncharacterized. Gene Ontology annotation, molecular function: RNA-DNA hybrid ribonuclease activity; nucleic acid binding. The record is from RefSeq and is a predicted model, not a curated record. Bases 1 to 4653 code for a protein of 1550 amino acids. NCBI's taxonomy places the organism in Eukaryota, Metazoa, Arthropoda, Insecta, Diptera, Culicidae. The transcript has 3 exons.